ACGUUUUUGGGCAAAAGAGGUAGGCAGGCACCUUAGAUACCUACCUACCUUACCUACCCCUACAUACCGACAUAGAUACGGUCAACAUCUCCAGACACAGUGCUUAUUUCACCUCCACCGCCACAAAUCACCCUCAAAAGAGUGUGCUGCAAUAAAACCACCAUGGCAUCCUUCAUGGCCCCCUUCCCGCGCAUUUAUUUUUGCUACGUGGAGCCAUUACUCCUUUGCUACGGUGGCCUUUCACACAUCAUCAACCCUGGGCACUACACGGCUGCACUAUUUGGAGACCUUGCGUCAUCCGAUGUAGAUUACCUACCUACAGAAAAGCUUGCCGGCAUGAAUCUUGGAUUCAUGAUGCUGCUCGUCGGUGCUCUGGUUGCCGUGGUCAUGUUCACCUGCGAGAACCGCCGUACCGCCUACCUUGUUGCACUAGCCCUGAUGCUCUCUGACAUUGCUCACUGGGGCGCCGUUGCUGCUGUCUUGGGUCCAGCUGGCCCUGCGGCAAUUGAGGUUGCCAACUGGACCACGGAAAUGAAAGGACACAUGUUUGGCCCCAUAGUGACUUUUUCUAUCAAGCUGGCGUAUCUCUUGGGCUGGCUUGGAGACGACCUGCCGACUGCCAAAGGCAAAACCCAAUGAGAUGAUCAGGGUAGCUCGCUACAGCGCACGCACUUAUGGACAUAUCGAGACGGCACUCUAAUAAUAAAUUCCACCGCAGACUUGGCAGAGAAUUAUCUGUGUUCACAACCGACCGGAAGCCGAAAUUUGCAUCAGCCUUGUGUGCCUGUCUGUUGGCCUCGUCAGAGAGCUGCCGGCAGUGAGGAGUCAUGCUAACACGUAGUCGACUUUGGGACUGGCAGAUCAGUCUUGGCCAUGUCUUGAGCCUUUUAGUGACUAUCGGUGCCAAAUGCUUGGCUAAUUAGUCCUUUCUUCUCAGAAGUAAGCGGCCUUGUUAUGCAGAGCUACACCGAAGAUAUCGAAUGCGUACCUAGUCCUGCAUAUGUUUUAUUCUCGUGAUUCCGGAUGAUCAUACGUGCAUCCUUCUAAUCACCCCUUGUAUGAUGGAGUUGAUAACCCCAAUCGAGGUUGGUCUUAAGACAGACUUAUCAGAGUUGUUACCGGCUAAAAGCUUAUAAGGCUAACUAACCUUUUCACAAUGCUUGUUGAGUCGAUUAUGUCACCCAAUUGCAAAGCCAUCAAUCAAGGUCUUAAAACAGUCACUAACUUGAAACAGAGCAGCGGCACCGGGUAAGAUCUACCAAACACCGCCGCAGAGACUGAUGUGUUUUUUUUGUUGGGCAUGUGCUGGCAUAUACCCUCAAAAAGCAUAGUCCUUUUCCCUUUUAGUCCUUGGCAAGCAUGGCAGCGCCCUCCCGGGACGAGCACUGCUGUAUGACAGGACAGGCUUCUGCCUUGUCAAAGAUAAUCUAGGAUCCACCGACUUACCUGGGCUUCAGAAGCUAAUAAAGUCUUCAUUUGCAAAAAAAAAAAAAAAAAAAAAAAAAAAAAAAAAAAAAAAAA
This is a messenger RNA of Pyricularia oryzae 70-15, 1521 nucleotides long. RefSeq lists its product as uncharacterized. The transcript is spliced from 4 exons. The record is from RefSeq and is a predicted model, not a curated record. Bases 163 to 639 code for a protein of 158 amino acids. Lineage: Eukaryota; Fungi; Ascomycota; Sordariomycetes; Magnaporthales; Pyriculariaceae.